Apis laboriosa (Himalayan honeybee) is the source of this 2252-nucleotide messenger RNA. Its product is annotated as speckle targeted PIP5K1A-regulated poly(A) polymerase-like. NCBI's taxonomy places the organism in Eukaryota, Metazoa, Arthropoda, Insecta, Hymenoptera, Apidae. The record is from RefSeq and is a predicted model, not a curated record. Gene Ontology annotation, molecular function: zinc ion binding; nucleic acid binding; poly(A) RNA polymerase activity. Bases 124 to 2202 code for a protein of 692 amino acids. Gene Ontology annotation, cellular component: nucleus. The transcript has 4 exons. Gene Ontology annotation, biological process: mitochondrial mRNA polyadenylation; mRNA 3'-end processing.
UUAAGUUAAUUGUUUUAUACAUAUAUAAUAUAAAAGUUAUGUAUAAUAUUAAUAAAAGAACAAAACAAACAAAAUUUUAAUAAAAGUGAAAAAUAUUAUAUGAAUUUGAACAUAUAAUCAAUAAUGUCGAAAUAUUGUGAUACGUGUUCAUUAUAUUUUCAAGAUGAACAUACCUUGCAAAGUCAUCUUGCAGGUAAAAGACAUUUAAAAGGACUUCAACAAUCUAAAGUCAUGGAGAGAUCAAUUGUUGUUUCUCCAUUACCAAAAUUUAUUCCUGCUCGUAAACUUAUUAACUUUUUUCAACAAUAUGGUGCAAUUAAAUGGUAUCAAUUUCGUCAAAAUUAUCUCACAGUUGAAUUUUAUGACAGAACUUCUACAGAAAUUUUAUUAAAUAAACCAAUUUGGAUAAAUAAUGUAAAAUUGAAUAUACAAAAAAGAAAACCACAUAUCAAUCUGAAAAGAUCAAAAUCAGAGAAAAAAAAUAAUAUCAUGGAAAACAAAGGUUCUAUAAGUUAUGAUAAUAUAAAAUAUAUAUUUGACGAAGGAACUACAUUUGAUAAUCAGUUAAUGAUGUUUUUGAAUGCAAUACAACUUAAUGACAUUGAAAUAGAAACAAAAUAUGAAUCUGUUUGUACACAAUUAAAUGAAAUAUUUAAAGUGAUAUUUCCAAAAUGUAAAACAUAUAGAUUUGGUUCAAGUCAAACAGGAUUAGGUUUUAAAGAAUGUGAUUUAGAUAUAUAUAUGGAUAUUGGUGAACCAAUAAAUGAAAGUAAAAAUACAUCAACAGAUUCAUGGACUAUGAACAAGAUUUUUAAAAGUGUGAAAAAAAUUAUGUACAAAAUGAAUGAUGUUUUUUCAAACAUAAUAGGAAUUCCAAAAGCAAAAACUCCUAUUAUAAAAUUUUAUUAUAACAAAACAAAUGUUUCUUGUGAUAUUUCAUUUAAAAAUAUUUUAGGUAUAUAUAAAAGUUAUUUAAUAAAAUAUUGUUUAUCUCUUGAUAACAGAUUAAAACCGUUAAUGAUGAUUAUCAAAUAUUGGGCACGACAUUUUAAAAUAUCAAAUGGACAAAAAAUAUCCAAUUAUGCUUUAGUUUUAUUAAUUAUCUUUUAUUUACAACAACCAUCUGUUAAUAUUAUUCCACCUUUGAUGGUACUUCAAAAUACAUGUCAACCACAAAUUAUAAAUGGUUGGCAAGCUAAUUUUGAUAAAAAUACAGUAUUACCACCAAUUACAAAUAAGAAUAGUAUUCCACAACUUCUUCAUGGUUUUUUUUUCUUUUAUGCAACUUUUGAAUAUAAAUCACAAAUAAUAUGUCCAAUAGAUGGAAUGAUACAUACAGAAUCAGAGUUUAAAGAAAUAGAAAAUUUACCAUUAUGUAUGAACAGAUAUAAAACAUAUAUAAAAGAAGAUGAUAAUCUUAAAUUCAUUGUUAAUAAACCAAUGUGUGUACAAGAUCCUAUAGAAUUAAGUCAUAAUGUUACAGCGAAUACAAAGUUUUCUACAUUAAAUUCUCUCAUAAAAUAUUGUGCAAUUGGUGCAGAAAUUUGUGCAAUGACUAGUAAAAAUGAUUAUAAAAAUCUAAUAAAAACUUUAUUUACUACAGUUAUAAAAAAAAAAAGUAAUCUUAAAUUUAAUAUUACUAUUUCUGCAAAUCAAUUUCAAUGUGAAACAAAUAAUAUGGAAACAUAUAUAGAUAUAGAAAAAAAAAAAUUUUCCAGAAAAGAUUGGUAUUCUAAUGUUUUUAAUAUAGUAAAAGAUACUUUUGAAAAAGUUUUCAAAUUACAACUUGAAAUAUUUCCAGUUGAAACAGGAAUAAAACAGCAAAAGAUUGAUAUAUUAUCAGAUAUUCAUAUAGAAGAACUGCAAAAUAUUAUAUUUCAUUGUACUGGAUCUCAUUGUGUAUGGCGUAAUAGACGAAUUAACAAUAUUAUUUUAGAUCCCAGUUUAAGUUGUCUUCAAAAGGAAGCUUUUAUAUCAGAACAAGUAGUAGAAAAUUACAAUAAAGAAAAAGGGACAAAUAAAAUAAGUUUAGAUUUUAUAUGUAUGUUUAAAAAGAAAAAUCCUUUAAAAAUUAUUUUAACUUUAAAUAAUAAAAAUUGUGAUGAUCAUAUUUUUCAAGAAUUUGCAUGUUUUGCUAGAGAUAAGUUAGUUGAAAUAAUAAAACAAACAUUAAUACAUAUACAACAAUUUAAUAAAUGUUAAUAUCACAUCUGUAUAUUAUGCACAUAUUAAACUUAAUUUUGGACCAAAAA